UUGCACAUCUCACUCGUUAUGUUUGUAUACACCCAUCCCCUCCUCGCAGUUUCGACACCAGUUUGAUGGUUAGAGAGGAGUCGGGUGGCACAGACUCUGUCCUCACAGACAGGAGGUGGCCGGCCCUGAGCCCUCGAGGCUGGCCCGCUGGUGCGCUGACCAGGACUUCCAGGGCUGGUCGUGGCGAAAGGACUGGUGAGAACGACUCGGGCUCGGCUGGAGAAGGAACAAGAAGGGGAAUGGCCAAGGCGGGGCCACCCACAGGACCCGGCCUGCGUGGGGGCCUGAGCCUGCUGUGGGCUCCUGGGCGGAGGGUCCCCCUUCCUUUCUCCCCUGUACCCCCAUGCCUGGCACAGGGCGGGCCCACAGGCAGCAUUAACGGAAGCACGAGGCAUCCCUCUUGGUUGGAAUGACCCAUGACAGGACCUGCAGAUGAGAUGGGGCCAAUGUCCCUUCUGGCUGUCCACUGCACCGGGCCUCCAGGCAGCUGCAGGGAGGGGAGGAGGCAGAGUCCAUUAGCUCGGUGCUACUCUCUGGAGAGCAUGCGGAGGGAUUAUCUGGCUGCUUUGCCGCCUCCUGACUUCCCGGGACCACCCCUUUGGGACGGGAUCCAAGGAAGUGAGUGAUCCCAUCAUUAGGCGUCGGGAGUUGGUAAUCCUUCCACUCCUCCUCCGGGAGCCUUGGUGCGCGAGCCCAGCCUCGGAGCAGGCCAUGGGCUGGGGGGCUUCCAGCCUGGGCUCUGCCUUUGACCCACAGUGUGGUCCGGGGCAAACCCACCCUCUUCUGGGCUGUCUUUCCCCACCUGUAAAACGAGCACUCUUUCAUCUGGGAGUCUCCCAGGUCCGGUGUCCUCCGAUGGCAUGGGCCCAGCUCUGUCCCUGGACAAGCCCACUGGGCCCCACCCCAAAUAGUUCAGCGUCGCCUCUCCUCCCCUGAGGCCAGGUGCUCUGGACGGGACUACGAUGGCCCUGACUUGUCCGCAGUGGCAAAUGGUAGCCAGCAGAAACGAGACAUGUUGGUGGCCACUUGCCAAGCACAGAUUGAACUGACUAGCAGUGGCCCUUUUUGGGGAGCAUGGGGUAAGGUAGAAGCGAGGGGCAAGCAGAAGGAGAAGAGGGAGCCAGAAAAGUGUAUUUUCUCAGGUCACAGUGAGAACAGUCACCACCAUUUAUGGAGGUCUGGAUUAACCCAACGAGCACAGUACCAAGAGCUUUAUAUCAUGUAGCAACUCAAUUUGUCCGUAACAUCGAGCACGUGUGACCCUCUGGGGCAAAGUCUAGACCUCGGGACUCAGAGAGUGCAGUUAGCAUCUAGUGCAAGGCUGGGUAGAAGACGAUGGGGGUGUACCCCAUGUCCCCAGGGGGUCCCCAGCAGACCCCGCUGGAAGUGGGUAUUUUAGACGGUCGUGGUGAGAGGGUCCUGAAACUUCACUGGGCUCAGUGGCUAAGAACAUUGAUCAAAAGCUCAGGCGUGCGAGAAAAGUGGAAUUUUCUCAAUUGUCCUGUCUCAAUUUCUGUUUCUGGUCCCCAUUCUACUGAGGCGAUAGGCCCAGAACCCUGUGUAUUUACGGCCCUCCCCUUGCUUAGACGUGUGAGUUCUGGGCACUCAUGCAGAUGUGAGGGUGGGUGGGGUGCUGCGUCCUCAAUAUCCCUCAGCUUCCCACACGUCCCCUGGCACCUGGCCCCCAGGUGUGGUCCCCGUAGGUGCUGCUGGACCUGCUCACACCGCCUGUGAGCCCUGCAGCUUGGCAGCACCCUGUGGCCUCCAUGCCCGUCCUGGGCACCCACAGGACGUUCUGCUGCGUCAGCUGCAGAGCAGGGCAUGAGCCGCAUGAGACGCUGCCUGAGGCCCCCUCUGCCUGGAAACCUCCUGCAGCCAUUUGUUUUCCAGAAUCUUCCCUCCUCCCCAGCUCUUCCUGGGCCAAGAGCGCCGGCUUCCCUCUUCCUGCUCUCAGGAACCUAUUUGGGAGUUUGGCUGCCUUCCCGGGGAGGGCGUGCGGGGCUUAUCUCUCUGGGACAUACUGACAACUCCAUUUAUGUCCUUUCCUUCAACCUCCCCCCUCCUCAUCCUCCGGGAAACCCAGACACGGGGGCCAGGACACUUGCCCUCACUCACUGUGUAGCCUGCGUGUCCUUGAUCAAAGACGUUCAGUCCUUUCUGUCUCCAAGCGGGCGUGGCUUUCUGGAAAGAGAUGUCUAGUUUCUCUGUUUCCUGCAGCUCCACCCGCUCCCCGAGGAAUUACACAGACCUUCAGGCUCUUCAGGAACACAGGCCCAGGGGAGGCAGGGUAGGAAACUGGAGAAAACUCUGCCUGUAAAGAUAGAGGCAGGAGCUCCAGUGGAGGGACAAUGCCAGGACCCCUGAGAUUGAGGACCGGAGCCCAAGUCUCCAUCCCAGGGCCAUGGGGUGCUCCCCAAAACAGGGCAGCAUGCCGGGCAGUCCUCCCACCACAGCUCCUAUCUGCCCAUGCCUGCAGACCCAGCAAACAGAAGGAGCUCCCCAGAAAGCCACCAGGACCCUGCUAUAGAGCCUCCAAAUCGGCUUGGUGCUGCCAAAUCUGUUAGUAAUUUGAGCAAGACUUUAAGGGGAAUAUGGAAGACCCAAGUGUGCAUGCCGUGGGCCACCAGGAGGAAAUCCGCCACCAGAGAGGAUUUACAACCACAGCAUGUUUCGGCUUCCCCUGGUGACAGACCUGUAUCUCAGGGGAAGUUUGGACAUGGAGACACACCGGGAGAAGGGAGCCACGUGGCUGAGCGAUGCCCCCCCAGGCCAAGGAACACCAUUGACUGCUGGCGGCCACCAGGGGCUGGAAGAGACCAGGGAGGACCCUCCGUUAGAGCUGGCGGAAGGAGCAUGGCCUGCAGAAACACCACAAAACACCCUGAUCUGGGACUUCCGGCCUCCAGAACUGUGAGCCGACACAUUUCUGUUAUUUUAAGCCACCUAGUUACGGCAGCCUUAGGAGACGAACACAAGCACACCUGUCUUCCUCCUGGCUUCUCCAGGGCCAGCCAAAGCUGCACCCUCCCUUUCAGGAUGGCCACUGCUGCCUGCUUCUCUCUUGGCGUUCAAGCUUUCUGUCGAGGCAGGCACCUCAAUGCUGGUGUUUGGUGGACCUUCCUCUGGGGCCUCUGGGGCCCCGUCACAGUGCCGGCACCUGUGCACCUGCUAUGGUCUCCUCUGGGCCCAGGAGAGCCUCCUGUUUUCUCUCCAGGGCACAGGGGCCUGCAGGCUGCACUUGGCCUCACCCCGCUCCACCCAACCUCCUGUCCGGAAUCCUCAGGCGGUACAGCCUCAGCCCCUGCUCUUACUAAGUGUCACCCCACCCCUGUGGGAUGUGGGAUAAACUCUUCUGGAAAUAUCUGUGCCUUGGGGCUGGGCUUGGGGUUUCUGCAGGGCCGUGGGCCUGCAGCAGAGGAAGGAGGCAGCAUUCUCCCCUCUCUUUAGGCACCCCGGUCUCGGCAAGAGGCUCUCUAGAGCCCCCGCCACUGGCUUGCAGGACUGCAGGGAGAGGUAAGGUCAUAGCUUCUCAUGUAACACAGAGCUUCCUCGUGCAUUCAGUAAGUUCCCUCUCUUCUGCUCAAAUAGCGUGUAUUUGGGCUGAGGAGGUGACAGGUAGGCAGUGUAGACACCUCUCAACAAAUCCAGGACGAGGGAUCCUGGCAACCCUCACUGGUGCUAUAGAGGUACCUGUCACCCACCCACUGUCCCCAGCUUCGGGGUUUCAGGGGAAGGAGUCCCCUUCCCAUCCUGUUCCGUGGAAGAACACAUCCUACACAUAUGAGCUUGGCAACUCUGGGCACACGGGCCACACGCUCCACUCUCCUCUACCUUCACCUUCACCACUGGGCAAGAGACAGCCCAGGCUCUGGAGUCCCUGGACCCAGGUUCAAGUUCCUGCCCAGAUAUGCCCUGAGCUGUGGGUCGUAGGUGAGCGACCCAGCCUCGGUUUCCUCUGCUUUCACACGGGAAGGUCACAGACUAAGUGCCUGCCGCGGAGUCAGGCACAGUGACACACCCAGCCACUGCCUCGGCGUUUGGGGCUGGCCAGCACCCUGCAGCAAUGACGGGAGUGUGGAGCUGACCCUUUGGUGAGCAGCAGCAGAGCUCGUCAUACGUGAUCCAGGUUGAGGAUCCCUGUCUGGACGCCCACUGGCUUAUGCCUGAAUUGCACGGCAUUGUUUAGCAGGGGAACUGCAGGAAAAGACCAAAAAGAUACUGGUGGCCUGUUGGGGACCUUGAGCCAUAUGAGAUCGGGACUAAUCGGCUUAGCACUUUGAAAAGCCCAGACCUAAAUUCCUGGGGGAUUUUUGCCCCCACACGCCCUUCCCACAAUCCACUGGGCCAAAUGCAACUCCACCUAGGACUUUUUAAGUUAAAUCACUUUUGUGCAUUUAGCAGUGUGCUGCCGUGUAGCCGCGGUGACUCUUAAAGUUGACUAAUACUCACAUUUUAAAGGGGGAAAAAUUAUUGCAGACCCCCAGUGUGGACUAAAAUUAUUUUGAUCAUAUUGUUACUUAAAUAUAUACAAUCAUAAAAGUAAGUAUAAAUCCCUUAUGCUUUUAGCUCUUACACAGCUAUAAAACCAAAACACAAUUACAAAUUAAAUGCAAAUAAAACUGCAAAACCAUUAAAAUUCAAAUUAAUGGCAUUAAUUUAAUGUGACAGAUGAUGUUUUGCUGAAAGUAAAAUAACCAGUGUUGGGUUUAAUAAUAGAAGGAUGUAUUCCCAUUUUAACUUCUGCUUGUUAUCAACUAGAUUGUUUUGAUGUUUGAACAUGCUGGGCCAUCAUUAGCGUUAUUGUCAAUAUUAUUAUAUUUUUCAUGUAUUGAAAUGGACAAACUUUUAAACACACAGAGACCUAGG
Messenger RNA from Microcebus murinus (gray mouse lemur), 4866 nucleotides. Lineage: Eukaryota; Metazoa; Chordata; Mammalia; Primates; Cheirogaleidae. The record is from RefSeq and is a predicted model, not a curated record.